Messenger RNA from Nomia melanderi (Alkali bee), 1707 nucleotides. The record is from RefSeq and is a predicted model, not a curated record. Lineage: Eukaryota; Metazoa; Arthropoda; Insecta; Hymenoptera; Halictidae.
AUGUCUUUGAUUCAACCCGCCACGAGCUUCCCGCUAGCAGCGCGCAACCAUUCUUGGAUUGAUGCUGAUGGUCGAACCGGUGCUGCUGCUGCCGCUGAUGAUGAUGAUAAUCGAUUCACGACCGACGCCGGCAUCAGAAAGCAAAUCCGAUGCGCGUACGUUAUACUGAUAAUGGGUGGAUACUGGAUUACCGAAUGCUUUCCUAUGGCAGUCACAUCGCUCCUGCCUGUGGUGCUGUUCCCCAUGUUGGGGGUGUUAGGCACGGCAGAGACUUGCAGCUGUUACAUGAACGACACUAUAAUGGUUUUCAUAGGUGGCUUGGUCCUCGCACUGGCCAUCCAGCAUAGCAAUCUCCACCUGAGAAUCGCCCUCGGCGUAAUGAAGAUGGUCGGCUGCAGCCACGCGAGGCUGCUCGCCGGUGUCUGCGCCGUCACCACUUUCAUAUCCAUGUGGGUUUCGAACACUGCAGCCACUGCUAUGAUGGUGCCGAUCAUAUUCGCCAUUCUCGAUGAACUGGAACAGGCUGGACUAUGUCAGAUCUUCGAUACAGCGCCGAUUGAUUCAGAGGAUCCGGAAGAGGAACCUGAACUGGAGCCCACGAAUCUGACCAAGGCUUAUUUAAUGGCUGCGGCGUAUUGCUCUACCUUUGGCGGAACGGGAACAUUAGUGGGCACCGGCACCAAUCUUACUUUCAAAGGGAUAUACGAGAGCACUUUCCCUGCCGCUGAGGGCGUCAACUUCACGCAAUGGAUGAUCGCUAAUAUCCCGCAAAUGGUCAUCAAUUCGUUCCUGACUUGGCUUUAUCUUCGCAUAGCUUUCACUGGAUUCCUCAGACCGCGUAGCAGGGACGCACAAUUGGCGACCAUCGGAGAGGAAGGUGAAGCAAUUACGAAUCGAGUGAUACAAGCAAGAUACAAGGACCUGGGCGGCAUUACUUUCCAUGAAACCGGUGUCGCCGUUCUUUUUGGGACCUGUAUAUUGCUUUGGAUAUUCCGUAAACCCGGCUUUAUCCGUGGAUGGUCCGAGGCAAUCACGGACAUAAACAUUCAGGACUCGACACCUGUUAUAUUUGUUUCCAUCCUGAUGUUCUUCAUCCCAAAAGAUCCCAAAUUUAUUUACAAUUAUAACAGUGAUCCUGCGAAAAGACCAAAAAGGUCUUCGGAAGGUUUAAUCACAUGGAACGUGAUUGAAAAAGAAAUGCCCUGGAGUCUAAUGUUCCUUUUGGGCGGUGGAUUCGCGAUAUCCAAAGGCAGCAUCGCUUCCGGUUUGGCCCAAACGAUCGGCAACGCUCUUAUGCCGCUGCGGGUUUUGCCGCCUCCGCUGAUACUUAUCCUAGUAUCCAUGUUUAUUGGUACGAUCACGGAAUUCACUUCGAACGUCGGUAUCGCAAACAUUACCCUACCUGUCAUUGCUCAAAUGUCUGUAGCAAUGAAGAUCCACCCUAUGUAUUUGAUGAUACCAGCAACUAUAAUGUGCUCCUAUUCCUUUCGGUUACCAGUUGGUACACCACCGAACGCUAUUAUAUCAAUGAUGGGCCGGAUUCCGACGAAGUGGUUAAUAAUAGGAGGUUGCGGACCAUCCAUCUAUUCACUUCUGGUUCAAAGUAUGUGUUUCUUCGUUUGGAGUUCCUGGAUUUACUCUGCCAACGAGUUUCCGUCAUGGGCUGCUGAAACUGUAGAGUCCGGCGAAAAUUCUAAGCACAACUGA